This is a messenger RNA of Ceraceosorus bombacis, 282 nucleotides long. The record is from the annotation of a GenBank genome assembly. Lineage: Eukaryota; Fungi; Basidiomycota; Exobasidiomycetes; Ceraceosorales; Ceraceosoraceae.
AUGGCUGUCGUAAUCACCUAUGGUAGCUCAAACACCCAUCGUCUGCCAUACUACAUCAAUGCUCCAUAGUCACCAUACUCACCUACAGUAACUCCUUAUGCGUACCAUGCAUACCUACGGUAGCUCCCUACGCGUACCGUACACCCCUACCGUAGCUCAAAUCAGCUGCUGUACUACAUUGAUGCUCACCCCUACGGUAGCUCAAGUCAACUGCCGUACUACAUCAAUGCUCAGCCCUACGGUAGGCCAAAUCAACUGCCGUACUACAUCAAUGUUCUCUAG